CCACUUGUAGGUUAAGGAAAAUUCCACCCACACUAUUUGCCGGCCACUUAGCGGCCGGCGGGAUCCACCAGACAAGAAUUAUUGAGAGGAAGGAUGCAUAUAUGGUACAGAAUGACCGAGAAAAGAACGGUAAAAGGGCCAUAUAGAAUAACGCUAAACCCUCGAUCUCUAGCUUAGUUUAAAACUUGUUCACUCAUUAUGUAAAUUCUAAGAGAAUUGAGACACGUCUAAAAAAUGAUGUGUUCUCGAAAAUGUAGUGUCCGACCGUUCAAUUGCGUACUGGUUCAGUCAAAUGACAUGCAUGACACACAAGAGACAAUUUGAUUAUGCACAUAGUAACCAUUAUUAGACACUACGAAAUCAAGGAUCAUGACGAAUAAUAUCAAUCGAACCCCAAGCUAAAAAAGAUUGCUUCGGUCUGGUUUUACAAAAAUGUGAUUAGAAUGUAUCACAAUUAUUUCACGACUCGACAAUUAAGAUGCGAAAGAUAUUUAUUAGUCAUACGAGUUCGAUUAUCGAGAUAGGUUAAAAAAACUCAAAAGACAACGUGGUAUUUGUGCGCAAUUAAUUGAAGUUGUCAGGGGUAGCAUGGUAAACAGCCAGCAACAAUCAGGGGGCUGUUUCCGUUCAAUACUUCCAAGUCCUUCACACACUCCAACGCCAGUAAGAACGUCACAAGUGUCCCGGUGUCAAUUCCGUCAAUAAAACAAAAACCACAAUCCAACCGUCCAGAUCACUCCAUGUGUCCCAGGCCGUCGGAUCACAGCCCCACGAUUCGUACCGCCUCAGUCUACAAGGUCACGACGGUAAAUUCUCCACCACACACCACUCCCCUCACGGCCCUAUAAAAACGCCGGCCGCCGCGACGAACCAGAAGAAAAAAAAAGAAAGAGAGAAAACGGAAAUCCGAUAGAUCUCUCUGUCCUCGCCACCGCCGGAGAAAAGAAAAAAAAUCCCUCUUCGUAAAAACCCUAAUUUCUUCAAUUCCUCUCUUGGGGAAUGCAGAGAGAUGAUAGGAGCCUCGUUGCGAAAUCCUGAGCUGUGCAUCCGCGCCCAGAGGUGCAUCGGCGGCCGGAAUUGCCACCGGAAACACGUCGAGGACGGGUGAUCCCCGGCCUUCGCCCUCCGCCAUUCUUCUCUCAGGCGCGAUUCCGCUUCAAUCCUUCCCCUCCUUUCUUCAAUUUUUUUUCUCUUGUGCAUAGUCUUUGAGAGUAGUUAGUCAGUUCCGCAGCAGAAUCGAGGUCUGUAAAACAAUGGCGGAGAGAAGCAGAGACGGCCAGCCGACUUUGCUCCACGGGAAAUACGAGCUCGGCCGGAUGCUCGGCCACGGCACCUUCGCGAAGGUGUACCACGCGCGGAACCUCCAGUCCGGCAAGAGCGUGGCGAUGAAGGUCGUCGGAAAAGAGAAGGUGAUCCGAGUUGGGAUGAUGGACCAGAUCAAGCGCGAGAUCUCGGUCAUGAAGAUGGUGAAACACCCAAAUAUCGUCGAGCUCCACGAGGUGAUGGCGAGCAAGUCCAAGAUCUACAUCGCUAUGGAGCUCGUCCGCGGCGGCGAGCUCUUCUCCAAGAUCGCCAGGGGGCGGCUGAGAGAAGACGCCGCGAGAGUCUACUUCCAGCAGCUGAUUUCCGCCAUCGAUUUCUGCCACAGCCGCGGCGUCUACCACCGAGAUCUGAAGCCGGAGAAUCUCCUGCUCGACGAGGAAGGUAAUUUGAAGGUCACCGAUUUCGGGCUCAGCGCCUUCUCCGAGCACUUGAAGCAGGACGGACUCCUCCACACCACCUGCGGCACGCCGGCGUACGUCGCGCCGGAGGUCAUCGGGAAGAAGGGCUACGACGGUGCCAAAGCCGAUUUAUGGUCCUGCGGCGUGAUUCUAUACGUCCUCCUCGCCGGAUUCCUCCCUUUCCAGGACGACAAUCUGGUAGCUAUGUACAGAAAAAUCUACAGAGGAGACUUUAAGUGCCCGCCGUGGUUCUCCUCCGAAUCCCGCCGCCUGAUCACCAAGCUCCUCGACCCCAAUCCGGCCAGCCGAAUCACCAUCUCCAAAGUCAUGGAAUCGUCAUGGUUCAGAAAAUCCAUCCCCAAAACCAUACGCACCAAGGAAGAAAUCGAAUUCGACGCAUUCGACUGCGUAGAUGAAUCCAAAUCCGCAGCAGAGAAGUCGAAGCAGCUGCCGGAGAUGCUGAACGCGUUCCACAUAAUCUCGCUAUCGGAAGGAUUCGACCUCUCGCCGCUGUUCGAGCAGAAGAAGAGGAUGGAGAAGGAAGAGCUGAGAUUCGCGACGACCCGGCCGGCGAGCAGCGUGAUAUCGAGGCUGGAGGAGGUCGGGAAGGCCGGGAAGUUCAGCGUGAAGAAGAGCGAGACGAAGGUGAAGCUGCAAGGGCAGGAGAGCGGGAGGAAAGGGAAGCUCGGGAUUCAGGCGGAGAUUUUCGCCGUGACACCGUCGUUUCUGGUGGUGGAAGUGAAGAAGGAUAACGGAGAUACUCUGGAGUACAACCAGUUCUGCUCCAAAGAGCUCAGACCGGCGCUCAAGGACAUCGUCUGGACUUCUGCCGCUGCCAUCGACCACGCCACCGUUGCUUAAGAAUUGUUGAAAUGAAUUUCUGUAGUUUGUGCUGUUGGGAUUUAGGAUUUGUUUUGGGUAAUCAAUAUUUUCCGCCAUUGUUGGUCAUUGGAGUUCGAUUUGUUGAGCUUUUCUGUUCAUCCGUUUGUGAAAGCUGUUUGCUUUUGUGUACGUUUGUUUAGAUGAUGAUGAUGUUAAUGAUGGGUUCCCAUCGCCAUCGCCAUCGCCAUCGCCAUGAAUGAAUUGGUUGAAGGAAAGCUGUCGUUGUGGUAUAUACAUAUUGUAUGAACUUUUUAGUACAGAGAGGGUGACAUCUCCAAAAUCCAAUUCUCCCUCAAAUCUCUUUAUCAUCAUCAAUUGCAAAGAAUGUGACUUUUCACCUCUACAUGCUCCUUUCCCUUGGUUAGUGGAAACCAUAAGGAAUUCUACUUAUCAUAAUGACACUGUUAUCAUCGUUUGAUUCUGAUUCGUCGCUGUUCAUCUUCAAGACGAAAUUGGUGUUCAACAUCGCUGUUGGAUCCAUAUUUUCUCCUCGCAACUUGAAUUAUUGACGAGAAGCAACUUGUAACAAGCGGCUUAGACUAUAGCAAAUUAAGAUGCUGUAGUGAUGUUUUGGAUUGUAAUGAAGACGGAUAGUCCAGAUCAAUAUGUCGACAUCCAUUUUUUACUGUUCAGCAUGCAGAGUACUAUUCAUACUUCAUAGCAUCCAGAACAAGAUGCUGUAAUUUCGAAGCUUGAAUCCUAUUAACCUGUGUUUUUGAUUGCUUGGAGCAAAGGAAUCUACUUCAAGAAGGCAAGUGGGAAGAUGCAUGUCUUGUUCUUCUUGGUUGAGAUUUGGAGACUGACUGGUAGUUGAGACUUGAGAGUGGGCAGAGGAAAAAAGCACAUGGGGAAACAGAGGCAGGCGAAUAUACAAUCCGGCGCCGGUGAAGGGCCAGCCUGCAGACGAAUCUACCACAUGAGUGAUCGACGGAAAACCUGGUUCUGAGAGAGAAAGGGAGAGAGUGAAAGAUCGUCUGUGUGGUCCUGAAAGAGGAUUUUAGUAUACGAUACAGGCUGACGUGAAUGUGUACAGAACGAAAGCAAUGCACCUUGGUAUAAGUUAGUUCGAGAAAGCUUUGUUGAAUUUGGUGGUCUGCCACCUUUCUCUGUUUUGGCAGUAUCCCUCUGCAACUUGCAAGUUGCAGCUUGGCCCUGUGUAUCGACGUCACGCUAGCAAUAAUAGCUUUGCAACUUGCAACCUGUUCCCCAUCUUUACUAUAAGUUUAGAGAAUUAGAGGAGCAUGUUCUUUCAUUAGAAAGAGAGCAGCAAUGGGAAAUAUGGAGUCGGCCCUAACUAGCCGAAUUAUAACCUGUUUAGUUGUUGCCUUGUUCUCAUUGAAGUAAGGAACCACCUAUAUUUGCCAUUCGAAAUUAUUCGAGGUUCGAAAACUCGUCGGCAGUUUACACAAUACUUCAUAUUUGACUUAGUCGGUGGCUGGAAGGUGACGGGAUGAUAAAUUGAAUUAGACGUGACAAAAUGACCUCUCGUUAAGAGCGAUAUGCAAAGUAUAGGAUGUGGACACUUGACAAAUAAGAAAUAGAUUGAACCUGGUGAUCGUUUUUUCUAACAUGUCCAACGUCACAUAGCUGAAUUACGCUCUUGAUUUAAAAAGGGAAACAUAAGAAUCAAAUCGUUCAAGAAAACAAAAGUAUCUUUAGUGUUAGAAAUUUCGUUAGAUCAGAUAUCCAUCUCGUUCAUGCAAGACCUUGAUUAAUAUGGAAAUCACAGAUUAAGCAAACUCCACCUAAUGAAAUUGAGCUCAGUUU
Linum trigynum is the source of this 4370-nucleotide messenger RNA. The record is from the annotation of a GenBank genome assembly. Lineage: Eukaryota; Viridiplantae; Streptophyta; Magnoliopsida; Malpighiales; Linaceae.